Messenger RNA from Brachypodium distachyon (stiff brome), 2689 nucleotides. Its product is annotated as serine/threonine-protein kinase tricorner. NCBI's taxonomy places the organism in Eukaryota, Viridiplantae, Streptophyta, Magnoliopsida, Poales, Poaceae. The transcript is spliced from 11 exons. The record is from RefSeq and is a predicted model, not a curated record. Gene Ontology annotation, biological process: peptidyl-serine phosphorylation; intracellular signal transduction. Bases 656 to 2353 code for a protein of 565 amino acids. Gene Ontology annotation, molecular function: protein serine/threonine kinase activity; ATP binding.
UUCCAUGUACACCAGCUUUUUAUUGAAUUUUGCAGCCAGUAUAAAAUUUAAUUCCAAAACGAGUUUUUUAAAUGAAUUUCGCAGACAAAACGACAACAGAAACAAGAAUGACUGCAUAUUUAUGAUCAUUUUGCGGCCACACAUGGGCUCCAGUACAUUCUGGACUGCCAUUUUCAAACAGAGAAACUGGACAACAAACUACAAAAGCUAAUAGUAGGACGUGGUUCGCAAAAGCAACGGCUCAGAUCCAGAUGUUAUAGCAGAGCUUCGACAGUUAUAGUCUUUCGGAUUUUCCAAAGGAUUGUUUGUACAAAAGAAAAUUAUGCUUUGCCACUCAACCAAAGCCACUCAUUUGAGUGUGUAUUUUUAGCAUCCCAGUUCCUAGCAUCCCGCGUGCUAAAAAUGCCAACGACUACAUUUCGCCAAAAUCCCCCGAUGUUUUGUGGAGCCAUGCAAACAAAACUGUGAUCUCAAACUUCCUGUCACAGUUUAUCUGAUCCACACCCACCUGAAAACAAGAUUUGCUUGAGACUGAGACAAGUAUUUUUUUUUUCUGGUGCAUUUUGUGGAAAUUAAGGAACAUCGAUCUGAUUGGUUUCCUGUCUGCUGCUGUGUUAAUUGUUUGUGAAUCGAUCGAUCGGUUAAUUUGGUGGCGAUGGAUUCGGCUCGGAGCUGGUUCAACAAGCUCCAGACGCGUGAGAAGUCGAUGGGCAAGAAGAAGGAGCUGCCCCCCAACGGCAAGGAAGGCGAUGACGCGCCGUCCAGCGCCACCAAGCAGCGCGUCGCCGCCGCCAAGCAGUACAUCGAGAAGCACUACAAGGAGCAGAUGAAGAACCUGCAGGACAGGAAAGAGAGACGGUACAGCUUCGAGAGGAAGCUGGCAGACGCGAACGUAUCGGAGGAGGAGCAGCACAACAUCCUGAAGCAGUUCGAGAAGAAGGAGACGGAGUACAUGCGGCUGCAGCGGCACAAGAUGAGCGUGGAGGACUUCGACCUGCUCACCAUGAUCGGCAAAGGGGCCUUCGGCGAGGUCAGGGUGUGCAGGGAGAAGGCCACGGGGAACGUGUACGCCAUGAAGAAGCUCAAGAAGUCGGAGAUGCUCCGGCGGGGGCAGGUGGAGCACGUCAGGGCCGAGAGGAACCUCCUGGCCGAGGUGGACCACCACUGCAUCGUCACGCUCUACUGCUCCUUCCAGGACAGCGAGUUCCUCUACCUCAUCAUGGAGUACCUCCCCGGGGGCGACAUGAUGACGCUGCUCAUGAGGAAGGACACGCUCACCGAGGACGAGGCCCGGUUCUACGUCGGCGAGACCGUGCUCGCCAUCGAGGCCAUCCACAAGCACAACUACAUCCACAGGGAUAUCAAGCCUGAUAAUCUGCUCCUAGAUAGAUACGGUCACUUGAGACUGUCGGAUUUCGGGCUAUGCAAACCGCUAGACUAUUCGGCAUUCCCUGACCUGAACGAGAAGGAUGUCACGCCUAACAGAACGUCGUCGGCGCAUGGUGAUGGGAGACAGCAAUCUGUGCCAAACCGCACGCAGCAAGAACAGUUGGAGCACUGGCAGAAGAACAGAAGGACUUUGGCUUACUCCACUGUUGGUACACCAGACUACAUUGCUCCGGAAGUUCUUCUCAAGAAAGGUUAUGGAAUGGAGUGCGAUUGGUGGUCACUCGGAGCCAUCAUGUAUGAAAUGCUAGUGGGGUAUCCCCCAUUCUAUUCAGAUGAACCUAUGACAACUUGCAGAAAGAUAGUGAACUGGAGAACACAUCUAAAAUUUCCUGAAGAAGCAAGGCUAACGACGGAUGCAAAAGAUCUUAUAAGUAAACUCUUGUGCAACGUUGAUCAACGCCUCGGUACAAAAGGUGCAGAGGAAAUCAAGGAGCACUCUUGGUUUAGUGGAAUAGAUUGGGUGAAGUUAUACGAAACCGAAGCUGCAUACUUACCUCAAGUAACGGAUGAGUUGGACACUCAGAAUUUUGAGAAAUUUGAAGAGUCUUCAGAUCAUUGUCAGGCUUCAUCGAAGACGGGCCCUUGGAGGAAGAUGCUUUCUUCAAAGGACUUGAAUUUUGUGGGCUACACUUACAAGAACUUUGAACUCGUGAAUGAUGAUGAAGUUCUCGAAAUGGCUGGGCUUAAGAAGAAAGAGAAGGCAAAGAGACCAAGCGUCAAAUCUCUAUUUGAUUCGCCGGAAGGGGAGGAGCAGCAAGCGGCGGGCGGCGAAGACGACGAUGGCGGCAGCGCCGACGGGAGCGCCCGGUGCCGGAAAUCGACGGCCGAGCCGGAGCUGACGAGGAGCCUCAGCUUGCCGUCUUCCUCCGAUGAGAAACCUGGGCUCACCUUGCCGUCGGAUUGAAUCAGAAACCUCUGCUUCUUUUCUCUUCUCUUCUGAACCUGGCUAACACUACGUAAUCACUUAACAAACGGCGGAGUUCCCCUGUAUCGAUCUUUGUCGUCGCAUGCAUAUAUGCUAGCUUCACGCGGAUAUGGUCGUCGAUCUAGCUAGCUUUGUACUCCACUAGAGUUGUUUGUACCCUUGACCCUGGUUGAUUAAUUUAAGAUAGUGAUACUGUAUUUAGAAAAGGACUGACACUUCCAAUGCUCCACAAGAUACUACUACUGUAUUUUAAGCAUUGCAACCUUGGCGAUACCAUCGGGAGUUGCUAGUUUACGGUCAUCCGUCUCGGGGUUA